AUGGAACUGCAUCACUCGCUCCACUCGCACAUCAUCGGAAAAGGCGGUCGUGGCAUUCAGAAGGUGAUGAAGAUGACCUCGUGUCACAUCCAUUUUCCCGACUCGAAUAAGUACUCGUGAGUUGGAUAUUGUUUGGAUAUCUAACAGUGAAAUGCUAAAUUUUAGAGAUGCGAACAAGAGCGAUCAGGUUUCGAUUUCCGGCACGCCUGUCAAUGUGUUCGAGGCGUUGAAGCAGUUGAGGGUGAGUCUGGCCCGGAAAAAAAAAACUGAAUAGGCCUAAUGGGGCUAUUCAGCGUAUGUUUGUUUUCCGUUUUUUUUUCCGUUUUUUUACACCGCUGAAUUGGGUUUUUUGACGUAAAAAAACGAAAAAAACGGAAAAAAAUCAUUUUUUUCACAGCCUGAAUAACCCCAUAAAAGUUCUUCACGCUAGAAGAAAGAACGGACUGAAAAAGCCUGAAAAGGACCUCCCAGGCUAGCUACAAAGUCUAAAAAUCCAUUUACAGACAAUGUGUCCCCUGACCGUCUACAUGAAACUUCCGUGGUAUCACCCCGGCCAGCCGGACCUCCGACCCCUCAUGUCCCAGAUGGAUCUGGAAGUGAACGUCGAGCAGGGCAUCUACAGUUUGGCCAUUAAAAUGAACGGAAGUCAAGACGCCAGCGUUCUCUUCGCCAUCCGCCUCGUCUUACACCAUUUCUUAUUGGUACGCGAUCGAAAAUGUCAUCUAUCGAUACCUAUUUCUCUUUUUGUACAGACCGAGGAGUACCUGAAUAUAUCCACAACUGUUCUGGUCAAAGAGGAACUCAUAUAUCAGUUGGAGAACAUUGAGGAGCAGAGAGAAAAGUGUGGCAGCCUACAGUAAUCAUGUACCGUACUUGUUCAGACUACGAGCAGUGUGCAACAAGAACAGCGUGACGAUUCAAACGCUUCCGGAAACGCAUUCGAUUUCAGUGGUCGGACCGCCCGGAGGAGUACUCAACGUUCGGAAAAUGCUUAUUGUAACCACAAAAAGCGGCGAGAAAACGGUCACAGCACAAUACUUUUCAGGGUCUCGCUGGCGUCGCCGUUCAAUUCGAUUGCAACAUGAUGGAUGUGCACUAUCCGGUGCAACAAUUGGAGCAGGAGCGGGGUCUGCUGAUUGGGUGCAAACGGAAGAACGGAGACGUCAUGGUGAGAAGACUGAGAGGACUAAACCGGGAUUUUAGGCUUCAGACAAUCACCAUCAAAGCGGCCGAGUCGAAACUGGCGGAGAUCCUCCAAUCCCGAGAACUCCUGCUCGCACUCCCGCCGACCACCUACUCGUGUCCCGAUGAUUACGACCCGAGCCCGCCGGUUAACAGUAAGCGCCAAAACACCCUUAUAACCAAAAAUCCCAAAUCUAUUUUAGUCCCCGGACCGCCGACACUGAUCCCGCUGCAAACGGAAAUGACUAAUGGAGUGCGGGUGUUCUUGACACCGCCCAUCGAAUCGCCAAAGAGUCCGGAUCCAGAGGACUCACCACUGGCCGCCUCGAUUUUGAAAGGAGCCAAGGACAUUAGCAAGGGCAGGUGAGACUCAGGAAUGGGUGCAGUGCUACAGUAUCCGCUUCAGUGACAUUUGGAAGAAGAAGCCGAAAGCGGACCGCGGAGAAAUGCUCAUCAAAGCCACGCAGGCGAUCUUCGACGAUUCCGUACUUUCGAGUCCUCGAUACCCAACCGAUCUUUGGUCCGGAUAUGGCUUCAGCUCCUCCCUCCCCGCAGACCUAAUCAAGGGGAUGCUCGACUUGUCGACUAGUGAGGUAUUUGAAGAUGCCAACAUAAUUUGUACCCUCUAGACCUUACAGCCCACCCCAACCACAUCGCUAUUUUUGAAUCAGUCCCAGAGGGGCGGAGGGCUAUGCAGUGUGCGUGAGGAGGACGAGGAGCUCUCCGACUUCUCGGCGUCGUCAACCAAUUACGGAAUGUCACGCGUUUUCGAGCAGCCUACGAGGAGCGGUGAGUAACUAAGCUUAUCAAGACGGGGACUAACUAGAUUCUAUUCUAAUUCCAGUCUUCUCUGCCUCUACCUCAGUUUUCGACUCAAACUCGCUUCCCUACGACCUCCAAUGGGAUAUCAACUAUUUCACGGAUCCGUCAAUGGUGCUAGCGCAGCUGGGAUGCAGUGAAUACAUGACGCAGCUCAGGGAUCAAGAGGUUCAGACCUUUUGGGUUUUCACAAAAUGAAGCACUUUUUGCAGAUUGACAUGCACGCGUUUUUGCUGCUCGAUGAGCAAAACCUCAAAGACAUUGGGGUUUCGACGAUUGGAGCGCGCAAGAAAAUUCAUCACGCAAUUCUCAGUAAGGAUUUCCGCGAGAUUAUGGCUUCAAACGUUUUUUUUUCAAAUUAUUUCAGAGCUUCGCGACUCGGCACGUCUCAACGGAUAUGCUGUGUAG
Caenorhabditis sp. 36 PRJEB53466 is the source of this 2409-nucleotide messenger RNA. NCBI's taxonomy places the organism in Eukaryota, Metazoa, Nematoda, Chromadorea, Rhabditida, Rhabditidae. The record is from the annotation of a GenBank genome assembly.